Messenger RNA from Dovyalis caffra, 196 nucleotides. The record is from the annotation of a GenBank genome assembly. NCBI's taxonomy places the organism in Eukaryota, Viridiplantae, Streptophyta, Magnoliopsida, Malpighiales, Salicaceae.
GCAAGAAGAAGAUAUUGAUACCAAGAUAAGAGAUGAGCAAGAACGACUCAAUCCUAAUGCUUUACUACCAUAUGACCACACUCUUGAGAAUACUCCCUCGGGAGGGAGAGAACCUUUGGGAAGGCAUUCGACGUGUAGAGCAAUUCGGAUAGCAUGCUCAUCUUCGAUUCGGCAUCUUUCUCAAAAGAAUGAGUAG